Molecule: messenger RNA, 2839 nt
Organism: Pezoporus flaviventris
Lineage: Eukaryota; Metazoa; Chordata; Aves; Psittaciformes; Psittacidae
Gene: MFSD2B
Product: MFSD2 lysolipid transporter B, sphingolipid
Exons: 15
Coding region: 193-1905 (570 amino acids)
Biological process (GO): carbohydrate transport
Cellular component (GO): membrane
Molecular function (GO): sphingolipid intramembrane carrier activity; symporter activity
Source: RefSeq, a predicted model, not a curated record
UAAAGCCAGGGUUUUCCUCUCGGGCGGCUCCCGCUGCAGCCACCGCAGGCAAAAGCGAGGAGAGCUGCCUUGCUCCUCUCCACAGUGGAGGUGGCAUGGAGGGACUGAGGCGGAGGGGCUGUUGGCGCUGCCGGCUCGGCGGUCUCGCCUGGGCAGCCCUGACCCGAGGCAGGAGAAGAGCUCCCGCGGGGAAUGCCCUCUCCCGAGCCUGGAGGGCAGCUAUCUUUGCCCGUCCAGGCGCUGCGUGAGGGCGGGGGGACGACGCCAUGCGCUGUCCCUCGCCUUCCCUCCGCGCCCCGCCCCGGGCACGCAGGUGCUGGACGGGGGUGGUCUGUCCGCUGUGCCAUGGCCGGGGCUGCGAAGGGCAUCCCGGAGCGCUCGGCGGAGGCGGAGGAGACUUGUUCCUUCUUAAUCACUUGUGAGGAUCAGGAUUACAGGCUGUCAAUUUGCAGCAAAUUAUGCUAUGCAAUAGGAGGUGCCCCAAACCAAGUGGCAGGGAGUGCUACUGCUUUCUUCCUCCAGAUCUACUUGCUAGACAUAGCCCAUAUAACUCCAUUUCAUGCCUCUUUGGUGCUGUUCAUUGGCAAAGCCUCAGGUGCAGUUACUGAUCCUGUUGCUGGCUUUUUUAUUAGCAAAAGUAGAUGGACAAAAAUUGGACGGCUUAUGCCUUGGAUGCUGGCAUGUACACCCUUCACAGUAGUGUCCUACUUUUUUAUGUGGUACCUGCCUCCUUUUGUAUCAGGAAGAGUUGCAUGGUACUUGACUUUCUACUGCCUUUUCCAAGCACUGACCACAUUAUUCCAGGUACCGUACUCUGCCCUCACCAUGUUUCUCAGCACAGACCAGAAGGAGAGAGAUUCUGCAACAGCGUACCGAAUGACCAUGGAAGUGCUUGGGACCUUGAUUGGAGCUGCACUUCAGGGGCAGAUUGUGGCCAGUGCUCAUGUCUCUCAUCACUGCACUGUGAAUCCCCCAGUAAACACAACUGACUCCUGGUAUGACACUUCCAGCUUUCCAGACACUUCAGAUCCCUUGUCUCAUCAAGCAAAAGUUUAUAUGAUUGCAGCAGGGGUCAUAGGAUGUGUGUAUCUUCUUGGAAUUAUCAUCCUUUUUCUUGGAGUAAAGGAAAAAGAUGAUCCUUAUGCCUUAAGUUCAGACAGAGCAAUACCUUUUUGUAAGGGGCUUGGACUCACCAUGAAGCACGGUCCAUAUGUGAAGCUUACAGCUUCAUUUCUUCUCAUCUCAACAGCAGUUCAGUUGGAGCAGAGCAACUUUGUCCUAUUCUGCACUCAUGCUGCUGAUCUUCGCAGUCACUUCCAGUAUUUGGUAGUGACCAUCUUGAUAUCAGCAGCUGUGAGCAUUCCUUUCUGGCAGAAGAUUCUGCAGCGAUUUGGCAAGAAGUGCGCAUCAUUUGGGAUUGCGUGGAUGACUCCUUUUGCAGUCAUGCUAGUCACCAUUCCAAACCUCAUCCUGGCUUACUUCGUGGCCUUUGUCUCUGGUCUGAGCAUCGCAGCAUCUCUUCUGUUGCCAUGGUCAAUGCUGCCUGAUGUUGUUGAUAACUUUCGCCUGCAGAAUCCUCAUGGUAAAGGACAUGAAACUAUUUUCUAUUCUUCUUAUGUUUUCUUUACCAAGAUGUCAGCAGGAAUUGGCUUAGGAAUUUCUGCAGCAGGACUGGAGUUUACUGGAUACAAGCCAGGGAUAUGCAGACAACCCAGUGAUGUGAUCCUUACGCUGAAAAUCCUCAUUGGAGCAGUCCCUGCUAUCCUCAUCUUUGUAGGUUUAUUUAUACUUCUUUUCUACCCGAUCACUGAAGAAAGCCGAAGAGAAACAAAGCUUGCACUUGAGGUGUUAAGGAGAAGCCAUCAAAGCACAGACACCCUGGACAAAGAGGAUACCUCAGUCUGAAAGCUCUGAAUACGAUGACUUUCCAAAUACAGUCUCACAUCUCAUGCACAAACUCUGUGAGUCUCCCAGGUCAUUUCUCUGCUCACAUUUUAUCAAACAGGAUAAAGGCUGAUUCUGACACAGUCAGAAAAGAAAUCAAGAGAGAACACCACCGUGCAAAAGAGAUAUCUAACUCUGCACUGUGCUAAAAAAGACAUUACAAAUGUUCAGGAAUGUGAGCUGUUGAAAGCUUGGGGGUUUUUGUCUAUCAGUGAUUAAGCUGUGAUCUCACUGCAACUGGAAAUUCUAUGGACUUGUAGGUCAGGGGAAAAGGAUGUAAAUAUUACGCACCACCCACAUUUUAACUCAUGAUAUAUUUCACCCUUAGGGGCUGGGAUGGAUUUUGAACAUAAUUUCUACCUAUAAAUUGCACACUAGUGUAUUUGGAAAGCACUUUGGAAUACUAGAUUAUACUAUAAAGUUAGGAUUUAUUUUCUUUUGAAAUGGAGCAAAUCACUGAUGCAGACAUGUUUUGAGGAUUUUCUCACAAAGAGUUUUUCUGCAAGAGAUUUUGAUGUAAGCUAUAAGUUAUACAUAUAAGUUUAUAACAUAUAAAUUUAUAGUUUUUAUAAGAAACGGACCCUUAUAUUUCCCAUUACUGGAGUUCUUUGCUUCUGAAACCUGUAAACUGAUCUUUGUCAGAGAAUGAGUACUGAACAUUUUCAAAUCAGUAUCUUCACUCAGGAUACCCACAAUCAGUAGUACCUUCCAAAAAUUCCAGGAAUAAAGGCCAUUCAAUUUUCUGGCCUUUAAGUAAUCAUGAUAGUCACCCAUUUCUCACAUCAUGUAGGCUUUCUGAGUCAUGAAACACCAUGACAUGGCUGUUAAUCUCAUCUUGCACACAGUGUUUUAUAGUGAUGAGGCUUAACCUGGCUUUUAAAUGGUGAUUUUUUUU